UUCCUCCUCCAUUUUCCUCCGAUCCAAGAAGAGAACGCUAACAUGGCGAUCUCCGUUCAAAACAUCGUCAAAGAACGAAAAUUUCCUUUCAUUUUCGCUUUUACCUUUCUCCUCAUUUCCUUCGCAGUCCUCCUCUUAUCCAACUCCUCCUCUUUCUCUUCCCCUCUCACUUCACUCCUCGUCUCCACCGACUUCCACGUCACCACUUCUCAACCUCCGCCGCCGCGAUCCCCCAACGUCGCAGCCUCGGUCUCAUCGCAGACGGACGAUGCCGCUUUUUCGAAAACGACUGCCAUGGCAGCUGGCGACGUGGACUUGAAUGUGAGUUUGGAUAUAAAAUGGGAGAACUGUAAAUUAGGUGCGCUGGCGGUGGAUUAUAUACCGUGUUUGGAUAAUUGGCAAGCGAUCAAGGAAUUGCGAUCGAGGCGGAGGAUGGAGCAUAGGGAGAGGCAUUGUCCGGAUCCGAGUCCGAGAUGCUUGGUGCCUUUGCCGAUUGGUUAUAAGGUCCCGGUUCAUUGGCCCAAAAGUAGGGAAAUGAUUUGGUAUAGUAAUGUUCCUCAUCCUAAGCUUGUAGAAUACAAGAAGGAACAGAACUGGGUGCGUAAAUCUGGUCAUUAUUUUGUUUUCCCUGGCGGUGGUACUCAAUUUAAGAAUGGUGUUCAUAGCUAUAUCGAUUUCAUACAUAAGACUUUCCCAGCUAUUAAAUGGGGGAAGAAUAUUAGGGUUAUUUUAGAUGUUGGCUGUGGUGUUGCUAGCUUUGGUGGUUAUUUGCUCGACAAAGAUGUAAUCACCAUGUCAUUUGCCCCUAAGGAUGAACACGAAGCUCAGAUACAGUUUGCUCUAGAGAGGGGAAUUCCUGCUAUACUCUCUGUCAUCGGUACACAAAAGCUGACAUUCCCGGACAAUACAUAUGAUUUAAUACAUUGUGCCCGCUGCAGAGUUCACUGGGAUGGGGAUGGUGGGAAACCAUUAUUGGAGCUGAACAGGAUUCUCAAGCCAGGAGGAUAUUUUAUAUGGUCUGCCACACCAGUAUAUCGAGAUGAUGAGAGAGAUCGUAAAGUUUGGAACUCAAUGGUGGCUUUGACAACAGCCAUAUGCUGGAAGAUUGUGGCUAAAACUGUUGAUUCAACUGGAGUUGGGCUCGUAAUAUAUCAAAAGCCUUCCUCGUAUUCUUGUUACAAACAGCGCAAAGAAAAACUUCCAACCUUGUGUGAACAGAAAACCAAACAUAAUGUGUCCUGGUAUGAGCCUCUCAGUCAUUGUAUUUCGCAUCUUCCAGUCAACAGCGUGGGUAAUUUGCUCAGAUGGUCCACACCAUGGCCCCAGAGGCUUAGCAGUAAGCCUCCAAGCCUUCCAUCUGAACCUGAUGCUGAAGAUAUAUUCAACGAGGACACCAAACAUUGGGCGGCACUUGUAUCGGAUGUGUAUCUUGAUGGACUGGCUAUAAACCUGGCACGGAUAAGAAAUGUGAUGGAUAUGAAUGCUGGUUAUGGAGGAUUUGCAGCGGCGCUUAAUGAGCAACCUCUCUGGGUGAUGAAUGUUGUACCAAUUCAUGCACAAGAUACCUUGUCCAUUAUUUUCGAAAGGGGGUUGAUCGGAGUCUAUCACGACUGGUGUGAGUCUUUCAAUACUUACCCUCGAACAUACGAUCUACUGCAUUCAAGCUUUCUCUUCAAAAACCUAAAAGAUAGAUGUGACAUAAUCGAUGUAGCUGUGGAAAUUGAUCGUAUAGUGAGACCCGGUGGAUAUCUUUUGGUCCAAGACACCAUGGAAACGAUUAAGCAGCUCAAUCCGAUACUCCGAUCACUUCACUGGUCGACAACUCUUUACCAAGGCCAAUUUCUUGUGUGCAAGAAGGGCUUUUGGCGUCCAAGUGAAUGAUGACAUUCUUCUUCCACUCCCGAUUUGUUGUCGAUCGUGAUUUGCCUUUUAAACCAUCGAUUAUAUAGCUUCUGCAUCGAAAUCCGAAGUUGCAACAUUCAAAUUUACCUUAAAUUCAAGUAUCUGAGUAUGCUUGGCCAUCCAAAAACAACAGGUUCAGGAGAUGUUUCGGACAACUACGAUACACGGAUGCGAAGUGAGCGUUUUAUUCGAAACGGGUAUAAAUUUCUAUAUAUUCAGAGGAUUAUAAUCCUGUAUUUAUGUCCAAAUAUGUAUCGGAUAUUUUUUUUUUCUUAACAAAAUGAGAAGCGAAAAUAAUGUAAGAUGAAUAGGCUGUUGAGCUUGAAAAG
This is a messenger RNA of Hibiscus syriacus, 2231 nucleotides long. Its product is annotated as probable methyltransferase PMT23. Gene Ontology annotation, cellular component: cytoplasm; endosome; trans-Golgi network. Lineage: Eukaryota; Viridiplantae; Streptophyta; Magnoliopsida; Malvales; Malvaceae. The coding region runs from base 43 to 1881 and encodes 612 amino acids. Gene Ontology annotation, molecular function: methyltransferase activity. The record is from RefSeq and is a predicted model, not a curated record. The transcript has 10 exons.